AUGUCAUUUGCUCCGUUUGUAAGAGUUAAUCACCAUGGGCAGUCAAUUUUGCUUGGUUGUGGGUUAUUAUCUAAUGAGAACACUGAAACAUUUCUGUGGCUAUUCAGAGAAUGGUUAAGUUGCAUGUCUGACGUUCCUCCAAAAGCUAUAAUAACAGAUCAGUGCAGAGCAAUGCAAAAUGCCAUUGAAGUUGUCUUUCUAGAAGCUCGACAUCGUUGGUGCUUAUGGCAUAUCAUGAAGAAAAUUCCUGAGAAAUUAAGAGGAUAUGCCCAAUAUGAAUCCAUCAAGCUUGCGUUACAAAAUGCAGUUUAUGAUUGUUUUACAAAACAUGAAUUUGAUGAAGAAUGGAAAGCGAUGAUUGGAAAGUUCAACCUAAAUGAUAAUGACUGGUUAGGGGUAUUAUACAGUGAGCGACACAGGUGGAUUUCUGCGUAUGUGAAGGAUUAUGAUAAUGCCUUGAGAAGUAAAGUUGAGAAAGAGAUGAAAGCAGACUUUAAAUCUCAAAACAAAUUGUAUGAUUGCUUAACGGUAUAUGAGUUUGAGAAGCAAUUUCGUGCAGCCUACACAAAUGCAAAGUUUAAAGAAGUGCAAGUAGAAUUAAAACGACUAUUGUAUUGUCAUGCGAAUCUUGUCAAAGAGGAGGGAGCAAUUUGUACUUAUCAUGUGAAGGAGGCUGUUCUUGUGGGUGAGAAAAUGAAGACUGUGGAAUUUGUUGUGUACUUUAAUGCAACUGAAUGUGAAUUGCAUUGUAUGUGUCGGUGUUUUGAGUUUCGGGGCAUUAUGUGUGCCCAUACAAUUACUGUGCUACUUGAGAGGUGUAUAUAUCAGGUGCCAGAUAAAUACAUUGUAUCAAAAUGGAAAAAAGAUAUCGAAAGAGGGUGCACAUGCAUUCCAACCACAUACACUAAAGCCGGGGCUGUUCUUAAUGCAAAGUUGCAUGACAAAUACCACAAGAUAUUGGAUGAAAUCAUAGAAAUUGCUGGAAACGAUGAUGGUAAACACGAAGUGCUUGAUCUUGGGUUGAUAGAAAUCAAGGAUAGAGUAAGAAAAGAUCAAUCGGGUAGUGCGAGUCAUACACGACCUUCUACUAGUGACGUGCCACCUUCUACUAGUAAUGUACCACAUUCUUAUACUUCGUUGAGAAGUCUGUCUGCUCGUAAUAGUACAAAAGCAAGCAUGUCUCGCAACAUGCUUAGUCCAAUGGUUGCUCGCCGAAGAGGACGUCCAUGUACCAAACGGAAGGUUAGCAAAGUGGAUGCAAUAGUGAAUCGGUUGAAGAGAAAGAGUAAAAAGCCUCCAAAAGCACAGGGACACACGGUUCGUCAAUGUCAGUCUCGGAAGUUAAAUUUUCCUGGUACCGAUGAUAUGCAAUACAAUACUUAUCAUGACUCGGCACAGUUUAGUCAAAUGCAAACGGUGGACAAUAUUGGAGGCACAUCUUAUAGUCAAAGUUUGGCAAUCGCUUUAAUGGAAGAGGAGCUGUUGUCUUUGCUCUGUGAUGAAGGAGAUGCAGAAUGCUGA
Messenger RNA from Camellia sinensis, 1521 nucleotides. RefSeq names its product protein FAR1-RELATED SEQUENCE 5-like. Gene Ontology annotation, molecular function: zinc ion binding. NCBI's taxonomy places the organism in Eukaryota, Viridiplantae, Streptophyta, Magnoliopsida, Ericales, Theaceae. The record is from RefSeq and is a predicted model, not a curated record.